This is a messenger RNA of Striga hermonthica, 1560 nucleotides long. The record is from the annotation of a GenBank genome assembly. NCBI's taxonomy places the organism in Eukaryota, Viridiplantae, Streptophyta, Magnoliopsida, Lamiales, Orobanchaceae.
AUGUCGAUCAUGUCGAUCUUUGAACAACAAUUCAUCAUACCUCUCUUUUCCUUCUUCUCCUUCAUCUUCUUCAUAAUCCUAUUCCAGAAAUGGACUUCUUCCGGUGGCCGGAAAAACUCGCCGCCAUCUCCAAAAGGACUUCCAGUGAUCGGAAACCUCCUCAUGCUCGGAAAAUCUCCUCACCGUUCACUACAGUCUCUAUCGAGACGUUAUGGCCACGACGAGCCCUUGUUGCUUCAUUUCGGGAGCUUGCCGGUUCUUCUUGUCUCGUCGGCAAAAGUUGCACGUGAGAUAAUGAAAAACCAAAACUCAAUCUUCUCAAACAAGCCCAAACUAAGCGUGCCAGAUAGGCUCACGUAUGGCUCACGUGACGUGGCUUUUGCUGCUUAUGGAGAAUAUUGGAAACAGAUGAGAAGCAUAUGCGUGCAUCAGCUUUUGAGCAACAAAAGAGUUCAAUCUCAUCGCCAUAUACGCGAACAAGAAACCACGAACAUGAUCGACAAAAUUAGGCAGUUGGGAUCUUCUUCAUCGAUCAACUUGACCAAUCUUUUUUCCUCACUGACAAACGAUGUCAUUUGCAUGGCAUUGUUUGGUAGGAAAUACGAUGGUGAAGAUGGCAAGAAGUUCAAGAAGUUAAUGAAAGAGGUCAAUGAUUUAUUAGGUAGCGCGAGCAUAGGGGAAUAUAUACCAUGGUUGGGUUGGAUUAGUCAUGUUAACGGGUUAUACGCAAAAGUCAAGAGAGCGGCUAAACUGUUUGACGAUUUUUUGGAGACUGUGAUUCGAGAACAUAAUAAAGAUUACGGCAAAAAAUACGAACAAGGUGGAGAUAAAGAGUCGUAUUUCGUUGACAGAUUGCUCCAACUUCAGAGAGAGAGUAUAAAUAGCAGCUCGCCUAUUACAGAUGAUACGGUUAAGGCUCUCAUCGUGGACAUGUUUAUUGCUGGAACCGACACCACAGUCACAGCUCUCGAGUGGGCAACGGCAGAGCUCAUAAAGAAUCCACGAACCAUGAAAACCCUACAGAACGAAGUGCGAAAAGUUGUCGCAAGUAAUAACAAGAAAGAUACAAUAAACGAGGAUGAUAUCGAAAAAAUGCCUUACCUCAAAGCAGUGAUAAAAGAGUCAUUGAGACUCCAUUCGCCGGCCCCUUUGCUCACCCCUCGCGAAUCCACUCAUGACACGAAGGUCAUGGGCUACGAUAUAUCUGCCGGGACAAGGGUAGUGAUAAACGCGUGGGCCAUCGGGAGGGACCCAACAUCUUGGGACGAUCCUGAAAAUUUCAUUCCCGAGAGGUUCUUGAAUUCGGAAGUUGAUUUCAGAGGCAAACAUUUCGAGUUAAUCCCGUUUGGCGCUGGCCGAAGGGGAUGCCCUGGGAUUAAUUUCGGCGUGGCUGUUGAUGAGCUUGGAUUAGCCAAAUUGGUGUACCAUUUCGAUUUCGAACUGCCGAAUGGAGAAAAGGGAGAGGAUUUGGAUAUGAGUGAAACUGGAGGAAUAACAGUUCAUAAAAAGCUUCCAAUGCUUGUGGUUGCCACUCCAUAUAAUUGUGUUUUUAACAGUUAA